Messenger RNA from Aspergillus campestris IBT 28561, 714 nucleotides. RefSeq lists its product as uncharacterized. The transcript has a single exon. The record is from RefSeq and is a predicted model, not a curated record. NCBI's taxonomy places the organism in Eukaryota, Fungi, Ascomycota, Eurotiomycetes, Eurotiales, Aspergillaceae. The coding region runs from base 1 to 714 and encodes 237 amino acids.
AUGCCACUUCUGUUGGGCUGGGACCUCUUCCACAGUCCCCCUCGGGCCGGAUGUGGGAUAGCUGCAAAGGGGCAGCACCUGGCGUUCCUAAAUCAUUUCCCAGCAGCGCUGCUCUUGGGCUUCCUUGCGCCGAUUCUGGGCGCCGCUUUUCUCUAUCCUACCGUGAUUUCAUUCGACCAGAGCCAGAUGCUCAUUGCCUUGUGGCAGGGCUGGCCGAUAUGGACAACCGCCCUCACGCUGACGCUGUUCUCUAUCCGCAAGCCAGCGACCCUACAGGGUUCAGGGGAAAAGAAACAGGCGACAAUCCAAGAUACGGGCCAGACACUCCAUGCGUUUGCGUUUGCAUGCGCAAUCACCAGCCAUUGGAUCCUAUGCAUGUCGUCGCUUGUCAGCUUCACAGGGACCGAAAAUUCUUCUUCCCUACCGAGUCUCCUGCUCCCCCACCUGCCAUGGUCUCACGAAAAACCGUCGUCAAUCGGCGAGGGCGUGUUGUGGUUCCUUCAGUGGGAUUACUCCAUCGCAGCGGCGGCUACCCUGAUCUGGUCGGUGACGCUUUGGCUACGUGCUACUUCACAUGCUUCGGUACGUGGGAGCGGAGGAACGCUUGUUCUCCAGUCAGCAGGCUGGUCCCUUGUCAGUGGGCCUUGUGGAGCAGCUGUUGUGCUGAUGUGGAGACGACACCGUCUCCUCUCCCGCUAUUGCCGCGAGACCUGA